Molecule: messenger RNA, 2219 nt
Organism: Megalobrama amblycephala (Wuchang bream)
Lineage: Eukaryota; Metazoa; Chordata; Actinopteri; Cypriniformes; Xenocyprididae
Gene: slc35a3b
Product: solute carrier family 35 member A3b
Exons: 9
Coding region: 316-1467 (383 amino acids)
Biological process (GO): pyrimidine nucleotide-sugar transmembrane transport
Cellular component (GO): Golgi membrane
Molecular function (GO): UDP-galactose transmembrane transporter activity
Source: RefSeq, a predicted model, not a curated record
CAACUAAUCGUGCUCACUGCUUGAAGACUUCAUUUUGUAUUGUUUUGCGAUUUUUUUCGCAACGCAUUCAUUAAUACGCAUCAGACUCAGUGUGCAAGGUCUCUGUGCGUGACGAAUUUUUAGGAUUGCGAAUACGAAAAAACGUAUGCGAAAGUUUCGGACUCCGUGUGCAAAGGCCUUAAGGCAGCAGGUGUAGCUUUUAUUUAUCAUAGAAUCCAAUCCUGAAAAAAAAUCAUAUAAAUAUUAAGCAGCACAACUGUUUUCACAUUGAUAACUAUAAGAAAUGUUUCUUGAGCAGCAAAUCAGCAUAUUAGAAUGAUUUCUGAAGGAUUAUGUGACACUAAAGACUGGAGGAAUGAUGCUGAAAAUUCAGCUUUGAUCACAGAAAUAAAUUACAGUACAUGCACUUUCAAUGUACUUGGAGUACUUACCAACAAAAGCACUGAGACUGAACAGGAACACUCAUCCCAGUCCCCUGUCUCUGUAUUAAUUUGGGUGUCCAGUAUGUCCAUGUCGCCCACCUCAUUACAACUGAAGCAUGUAUCUCUGGGGGUGCUGGUACUGCAGACCACCUCUUUGGUGUUGACAAUGCGUUAUUCCCGCACGCUGCAUUCUGAAGGUCUGCGUUACCUGGCAUCAUCUGCCGUAGUGUGUGCUGAAGUUCUUAAGAUUAUUGCAUGCUUGCUGCUCGUCUUUAAAGAUCAAAGUUUCAGUGUUCGUGCACUGAGUCGGGUGUUGAAGGAGGAAAUAAUCAACAAGCCUCUGCUGACGCUGAAGUUGGCAGUUCCUUCAGGCAUCUACACCCUGCAGAACAACCUGCUCUACGUGGCUCUAUCAAAUCUAGAUGCAGCUACCUAUCAGGUUACAUAUCAGCUGAAAAUUCUCACUACAGCCCUGUUCUCCGUGUCCAUGUUGGGCAAAAGACUUGGCAUUUACCAGUGGCUCUCACUAGUCAUUCUGAUGGCUGGCAUUGCACUUGUCCAGUGGCCAACUGAAGUCACAUCAAGCGAACAGCAACAGGAUCUGACUGCCAGCUCUCAGCUGAUGGGACUGCUGGCGGUGCUUGUGGCCUGCUUCUCCAGUGGAUUUGCUGGCGUUUAUUUUGAAAAGAUCCUCAAAGAGAGCAAGCAAAGUGUCUGGGUCCGUAAUAUUCAGCUAGGUUUAUUUGGACUCAUUUUUGGACUUGGCGGAGUGUUUGUGUAUGACGGAGAAAGAGUGCAGAAAAAUGGACUCUUUCAAGGGUACAACAAUGUGACGUGGGCUGUGGUGGUUCUUCAGGCUUUGGGUGGGUUGGUCAUUGCAGCUGUCAUUAAGUAUGCAGAUAACAUCCUGAAGGGCUUUGCCACAUCCAUCUCAAUCAUUCUGUCCACCCUCAUCUCUUAUUUCUUAUUAGAGGAUUUUGACCCUACAAGCCGAAGACCUUCCCACCCUAAACUCAAACCAGUGGUUGUGUCAAUGUUGCUGUAACUGGUUGGUGUGUUCUUCUUGGGUGCGAUGCUGGUUAUCGCUGCUACGUUUCUCUACGGGUAUGACAACACAUCUGAGGUCAACUCCAGUAAAGUAUAGAAGACUGGACAGAAAAUGAUAAAUGACCCUGCUUUCCUGUAGCUCAGUGGUUAGAGCAUGGCACUAGCAAUGCCAAGGUCAUGGGUUCGAUCCCAGGGAUUGCACAUAGAUACUAAAAAAUGUAUAGUAUAAUGCAAUGUAAGUCGCUUUUUAAAAGCGUCUGCCAAAUGCAUAAAUGUCAAAACAAUCAUCAAGGAACAUCUGCUAAGAUACUCUGCUUCAGAUGAAAUUCAGGACAAGAGAACCAGUGAUAUUUUAAGGGUGCUAUUAGAAGGUAGCACACAAAAAACCAAGUGAACCUAAGAUCCAGAACUUGAAUUGUACCCUGUGUUCCACAUCAUUUAAUCAUAACAACACAGACAAUGUAGCGCUAUGAUGAGACCACAACUACUUCAGACUCUUUAAGGUGGCAGGAUUGUUUGUUACACUCAGCUGAGGACAUUUAAGGACUUCAUAUGAAAUAUGUUUACAUAUAAUGAGGGAUCUCUGUGACAGAGCUUCACAAGUUACACACGUUACAGUUUGCAUAUUUAUUUUGUGUGCCAUACGUGGGAUUGUUUUACUUGAAUGUAUCCUUUGAGAAGCCAAUACAAAGGUGUUCCUAAAAAGUCUUCCUGUCAUAUUCUGGUAAUAAAAACAUUUUCAUUCUCAAA